Messenger RNA from Capsicum annuum, 2180 nucleotides. RefSeq names its product alternaria stem canker resistance protein 1. The transcript has 6 exons. The record is from RefSeq and is a predicted model, not a curated record. Gene Ontology annotation, molecular function: sphingosine N-acyltransferase activity. Gene Ontology annotation, cellular component: membrane; endoplasmic reticulum. NCBI's taxonomy places the organism in Eukaryota, Viridiplantae, Streptophyta, Magnoliopsida, Solanales, Solanaceae. Gene Ontology annotation, biological process: ceramide biosynthetic process. Bases 1039 to 1965 code for a protein of 308 amino acids.
UUUCCACCACAAUGGCGCCAUUUUCGUUCCAAGAGCAAGAAUCACCAUUCUUCUUCUUUCAUUAUUGAUUUAAAAUCAGCACAAUCAAGCAACAACUUCAUUUAAUUUAAUUAUUUUUUGCUAUUCACCAUUAAAUUUAUCACUACCAAAAUUUGCAACACCGCCACCCAUCUAAUCGCGUCAUCCAUUAUUUAAUACACCAUCUUGUCACCAAAAAUCAACACACUUAAUUAUCAAUUUCUCCUCCCAAUACCGAAAAUGCAAUAAAUGAUUGACUUUUGUAUAAAAUCUAAAAAAAUUUAAUGGAGAAGAAAAAAAAAGAAAAAAAUUCACCACUCACAAAACAAAAGAAAGAACGAAGAUUGAAUAAGUGGCACUCAAUUUCACGAAUUUGAUGGUAGAAGCAAUAACGGUUAAUCAACUUUAAAAUUUUCACCAAAAUAUUUUUCGACCGGCGAACUCCAUAUGUAAUUAGAUAACUUUGUCGAAUUUUUGUUGUGGGUUUCGUCCCUCAAUCUUAUUUUUUGUGUUUUCUUUUGGAAAGAAAUAAUUUUUCAAUUAGUUAAUGAUUGUAAUUAAGAAAAUGAAGAGAAAAGAGGUGAUGCAAUGAAGGAGGAGAAGAGGUGAUGCAGAAGAGUGUGUGUCAUCGGAGUGGGUGGAUGGGUGAGGGGUGGUGGAUGGAGAGGUUAAAAAGAAUAUUUUUGGGUUUCCUUUUGUAAUUUUUUGGCUUUUAAUUUUAGUCAUUCGUUUUCUAAGAAUAGGUGUGCAAUAGUUCGUCACAUUAAUUUAGACGUGUAAAUGACUUUUUAAAUAUAAUUGAUAGUGUUUUUUAUGACUUUAUCCUUUUUUUUAUUUGAAGAAAUCCACCCGCCAAAAUUGAUUUUUCUACUUACAAUAGAAACUUCCAGGAAAUAUCUUCAAAGAGAAUCAUCACGUCUUUACAGCCCAGCAAUUCAAACAUUUUUUUGCAUGUCUUCAUAUUCUGACACCCAAAAAAAAACAGUUCAUUCCAACUGAUUUUUGAAAAGAAAGGCAGAGAUGGAAAAACUGUAUCAUGUCGUUGCUUCAGUUGACUGGGAGAAAGAGUCUUUUCCCGAGUACCAGGAUUUGAUUUUUCUUGUAUUUUUCGCACUCUUCUUCCCCCUCCUUCGAUUCGUACUCGACAGUUUUGUUUUCGAGGCAUUGGCUAAGCGAAUGAUUUUUGGAGAGAAGGCGGUUGUAAAUAUCAAUGGCAGUAUAGAGAGGAAGAAGAUCAACAAAUUCAAAGAGUCGGCAUGGAAGUUUGUGUACUUUCUAUCUGCUGAGUUGCUUGCACUUUCUGUGACUUGUAAUGAGCCUUGGUUCACGAAUAGUCGGUAUUUCUGGGCAGGACCUGGAGAUUUGGUUUGGCCUGAUCUGAAAAUGAAAUUGAAGCUGAAAUUCUUGUACAUGUAUGCCGGAGGAUUUUACUUAUACUCGAUAUUUGCAACGCUUUAUUGGGAAACAAGACGCUCUGAUUUUGCUGCACAAAUAAUUCAUCAUGUAACAACAGUAUCACUCAUUGUGUUGUCUUAUGUAUACGGGUUUGCGCGUGUUGGAUCAGUGGUUCUAGCACUUCAUGAUGGAAGUGAUGUGUUUAUGGAAAUUGCAAAGAUGUCGAAAUACAGUGGCUUCCAAAUGAUUGCUGAUAUUUUUUUCUCUCUUUUCGCUAUGGCUUUUACCUUUCUUCGUAUAAUCUGCUAUCCCUUCUGGGUAAUCCGAAGCACCUGCUAUGAGAUUCUUUUCGUAGUGGACAUAGAGAAGGACCGGACUACUGGGAUCAUACUUUACUUUGCGUUCAAUGCAAUGCUGAUAUGCUUAUUGGGUCUUCACCUCUUUUGGUUUAAAAUCAUAUUACGGAUGAUUAGGAACCAAAUCCUAUCAAAAGGCCACGUUAAUGAUGACGCUCGAGAAGAUUCUGAAUCCGAUGAUGAGCACGAAGAUUGAUCCUUCAGUAGCUAGAAUCAGAAGCAUGAUUCACGUCCACGGCUAAUGUGUGUGAAGCAUUCAAAUAUUUUGUAUUUCUUGUAAAGGCAGCAUCAAUUGAUGUAGAUGAAAAAUUAAACAUAGGGGAAUUAUAGCAAAAUUCUUUAUUCCGGGCUCUCGUUCACGAGUAUCUGCCUGUAUGUAUAAAAAAAAGAAUCCACUGUUGGCAUUAUGUA